AUGCUGUCAUUCACUGAUCAGCCCGACUUUGAUUACGCCGCCUUCCUCCAAGCUGACGAUAUCACUUUUGGCGAGGGUGCCCAGACCCAACAGCAAGUACCAUCAGAUUCCUCAGACAAAGCUACCCCACCAAGCACAACGUCAGGGUCCAGUAGUGAACUUAUUGCUCGACCUUCGGCUCAGAAACAAAGACUUGAGCGAAGAGGCCAUACUAAAAGUCGAAGAGGUUGUUACAACUGCAAGAGAAGGCGUAUCAAGGAGACUCGGCCUGCGUGUGGCCACUGCACCAAGACGGGCCUGAAGUGCGAGUAUCCAUCUAUGCCUCAGAUCACACAUCAGCCGCAUCACCAGAUUCCUCUGUUCAGUCUCCAGGACAUGCGCUUCUUCCAGCACUUUCUGACGCAAUGCUACCCUCAUCAUCCCUUGAAGCAAGAGGACAUCUGGACCCAUGAGAUCCCAUGCAUUGCUCACAACGUACGGCCUCCCACCAACUAA
Fusarium musae is the source of this 495-nucleotide messenger RNA. RefSeq lists its product as uncharacterized. The transcript has 3 exons. Lineage: Eukaryota; Fungi; Ascomycota; Sordariomycetes; Hypocreales; Nectriaceae. Gene Ontology annotation, biological process: regulation of transcription by RNA polymerase II. The record is from RefSeq and is a predicted model, not a curated record. Gene Ontology annotation, molecular function: DNA-binding transcription activator activity, RNA polymerase II-specific; zinc ion binding. The coding region runs from base 1 to 495 and encodes 164 amino acids.